GGUGCUGAUGGUAUUCAAGGUUGUAAAGGCAGGCCUGGUUCUCCAGGAUUACCGGGAGAUAUUGGAGUUUCUGGUCCUAGAGGAGCUGCUGGAUCACCGGGUGAUUAUGGCCCACCUGGAGAAAUGGGUCCUCCUGGUCUGUUGGGAGCUGUGGGGCCUCCUGGUCUUGAUGGAUUGGAUGGAGUUGCUGGCCGAGAAGGACCCCACGGAAAAGAUGGCCUUUAUUGUCCUUGUCCAAGGAAAAGUGGCUUUUUUAGCAGUACAAGCACGUACUACAAUCGCAGUUCAUUCGCCGAGGAGGGGUACGGGGAUAUAAACGGCAGAUAUGCGUCAAUUGAAGUGCCCAUCUCAGAGAUUGAAAUAGAGGCGCCACAUGAGCCUGCCAGCGAAAGCGAAUAUAUAACGGGCGGAUCUUUUUCACGAAAGCUGGAGUAUGAAGGGCGAACAUCACAAAAAAGGCAAGACAAAAAAAUUCUGAAAAAUAGCAAAUCAUACUGUACGAAGAUUUCAGCAGCAAAAAAUUCAGCUGGAGCGAUAGCACAAUGGAAAGCGAUAGUUCGUACAGGCCGACGGGAGAAUUUGCCAGCAAAAGAAAAACAAAAGAAAUCGAUACUUGAUUCAGGAUUAUAG
Messenger RNA from Strongylus vulgaris, 630 nucleotides. Lineage: Eukaryota; Metazoa; Nematoda; Chromadorea; Rhabditida; Strongylidae. The record is from the annotation of a GenBank genome assembly.